UAUAAUAGAAAUUUAGUAUCACAAACAUUGAAGUUAAAGGGCAAGACCCAUGACAUAGACCAGUGAUCAUUAGGCAAAGCACACAUAUCCAUGUGAUGUAGCCCUUGGUAUAUGCUGUAUACACAGUGAUACAUAGAUCUGAUGAUGCUUUGUUAUGGGAUUUCUUAAAUGGCAAUAACCACAUAGUAAGAACUAAAGAAAUGUAUUUAGUAUUUUUCAAAUACUAAAAAAUUAAGAGGAAAAAUAUCCCAGGUUUCUCUGUGUUUAUAUGUGUAUGGCAAGAACACAGUUUAGAAAAUGCUCCUUUGUAGUAUCUCACACCUAAUUUUGUCAUAAAUAACUCAGGAAAUGAUAACUACCAUCCUUUCGGUCACCAGCGGCAGGGGAAAACCUAUCCUUGACUCCUCUUCCAAACCCUUAUCCAGUGUGUCCCCAAUUCCUGUCAAAUCUCUCAUCUUUAUCUUUGGCUCCCAUAGCUUAGGCCCUCUCGCCCAAGUGGUUGCCAUAGACCCUUCCUCUGCCUUCUCCAUACCCGUUCCUGAGUGGGCAGAUGGACCCUCCAGCCAUUCUCAUGGCUGUGGGGCUCAAUGCAAACUCUGCAAUACAAUCUUUCAGACCCUUGGCCUCCUCUCCCUCUGUGGGUGCCUCCUUUCUCACUAUUCCUGAACUAUGCCCCAGGCUCUGGCCUAUUUUUUGUUGUUGUUGUUUGUGUUGUUUGUUUUUUUUUUUGGUUUUUGGCUUUUUUUUUAAAAACAUGGGUUCAUAUCAGAAGCAUUUGGAGGCACUUAUUGAAGUCUCUCCCACAGAGAUUCUGACUCAGGAAGUCUGUUGUGGGGUCCCUGCUCCAUGGCUGAUUCUGAGCCAGAGGGGACAACCACGAGUCUGGCCUCCCUAAACCACCCGCUCCCCGCCUCAGUGCAGUCCUCCCACUGUUGUCUUUCCCUGAAUAACCUGAUGUGACAUCUUCACCCACUCAUUCUUACCAGACUCUUGCUGACGUGUCUUCUCCCGGCAGGCAGCUCUCCCUGGUCUUAGUUGUCUCUGUGUCUGCUACCAUGCCUGCUUCCCUCUAUCCUUGGAUUUAUCACAUGGCAUUUGCAGGUUUACUCUAAGGAGUCUUUGAGGACAGAGCUUUUAAUCCUGAGAAUCCUGUUCAGUAAGCUGCCUAGCAUGUAACUCAAGUAUUUGUUGAAAUAAUGGGUGAAGGAAUUCAUUCUCUUUUCUUGGUACUGUCUUAGAACUUGUGACUUACAGGCAGGAAUUCUUUGUACAUUCGCUCUGGCCAUUCUCCAUGACACUUUCCUAACAUUUUCACCAUCAUUUAAAAUGUGUAGUAUCAACCAAGAUGAUCCUGGGCUAACCCAUUCUGUAAUAAAAAACAAGUGCUUUGGAAUUGGGCAACCCUAGGUUCAUGUCUCGACUUUGCUAUUUACCAGGUUGAGGCCAUGGGUAAAUUAAAUUACUUAACUUUUAAAAAUCUCAGUUUCCUCAUCAGUAAAAUGGGGAUGAUAAUACCUCAUAGUAUUAUUGUCAAGCCCCAGUAAAAUAGUAUUUGUAAAGUGCCCGGCCCAUAGUAGGUGUUUAUUAAGUGCAAAUUCCCUUUUGGGGAGACCCCAUGGCAUAGUAAAACUCAGUACUUUCGUUGCAGAGUCUGGUUCUGCUGCUUACAGGCUGUGUAUCUUUGGUUAACUUAUGUAUCUCAGGAGCUUCAUUUGGAAAUAGGCAUAAUUAUGAUUGUUCUUUUGGAAUUAUUAGGGAAAUUAUAUAAAACAUAUGUAAAAUGUCCAGCUAGUGUUGGCAUCUAGUAGAUACUCAAUAAAAUGGUGAUGAUGAUGAUUAUUAUUCUGCAGUGUUUUUCCUGCUUUCCAUGAUCCAGAUUUUAUUAUCCGUGAUACUGACCCUAACAUUAUUUCUAAAGGUUCAGUUGAUUUCAGUGAUUCUUAAAUUUUCUAUUUCCUAUCCUGAAAAUAUCCUAAAUCAUCUAUAAUGUAUUGUUUAUCUGGUAGCUCCCUUUUAGUCAUUUUUCUUUAUAGAACUAUACUCUCUGGUGACUUGUCUUUGAAAACCUGCAUUAUUAUUCUAAGCCAAUUUUUUUCCCCUGUGUAACAUUAGCAUUGUCUAUCUCUGGAGUCCCCUGAAGAAUCAGAAUUCAGAAGGAAUCUCUUAGACAAGGGAAUCCAUUGCCUUCCUGACUCAACUGGGCAGCAUUUUCAGACGGUCUCUGCCCAGAAUGUCAGGAAAAGCUGCAGGCCUGGCCUCCCAUGCUCCAAAAGAACAAGAAGGACUUAUAAUUGUGAAGGUUGAAGAAGAGAAUUAUGUUUGGGGGCAGGACCAUGGCCUUCAGGGAAACACCUGUAGCCUGGAGACCUUCCGCCAGCGUUUCAGGCAGUUUGGCUACUCUGAUUCUGCUGGGCCCCGGGAGGCCCUGAGCCAGCUCUGGGAGCUUUGCCAUCAGUGGCUGAGGCCAGAGGUGAACACCAAGGAGCAGAUCCUGGAGCUGCUGGUGCUGGAGCAGUUCCUGGCCAUCCUGCCUGACGAGCUGCAGGCCUGGCUGCGAGAGCACCGGCCCGAGAGUGGAGAGGAGGCCGUCACUCUGCUGGAGGAGCUGGAGAAGGAGCUUGAUGAGCCAAGGCAACAGGACACGGUUCAUGGCCAAGGAAUGAUCUGGAAGGAAAUGACUUCCAUAGGAGCACUGAAAUCUCUGAGUAUACAGCUCCAGCCUUUGGAGAACCAGUGCAAGAGUGAGACUCAGGAGUGCCAGACUUCCCAUGAGAGAGAUGGCAAGCUGGCAAGUGACAAGGUAUUAACAACAAAACAAGAAAUUAUUGAAUGUGUAGCGUCAGCGGCCAUGAUAUCCCCAGGAAGACUUCCUGGGGAAACUCCUUCACAACAGGUAGUUGGAGAAGCUUUGGGAAGUCUGGACAACUUUGAGAAGCCAAAAGGAACUGCUGCAAGGAGCGAAAUGAGUCCAUUUCCUUCCCAGGAAAGACAUCUUAGUCUGGCAACCUUCAACAAGAAAAUCUCCACUGAAGAGUGUGUCCUUGAAUGUAACCAGAGUGAAAGGGCUCUCAGUGUGAACUCAAAUGUCUUCACACGACAGAGAGUUCAUGCUGGAGGAAAGGUCUACGAGUGCUUGGACUGUGGGAAAGCCUUUUGCCAGAGCUCGAAGCUGAUUAGACAUCAGAGAAUUCACACUGGAGAGAGGCCUUAUGGAUGUAAAGAGUGUGGCAAAGCUUUCAGUUUGAGCUCGGACCUUGUUAGACAUCAGAGGAUUCAUAGUGGUGAAAAACCCUAUGAAUGUUGUGAAUGUGGUAAAGCUUUCAGGGGCAGCUCAGAGCUCAUUAGACAUAGGAGAAUUCACACCGGAGAAAAACCGUAUGAAUGUGGUGAAUGUGGGAAAGCCUUCAGCCGGAGCUCAGCCCUCAUUCAGCACAAGAAAAUUCACACUGGAGACAAAGGCUAUGAGUGUACUGAAUGUGGUAAGGCUUUUGGUAGAAGCUCUGUCCUUAUUGAACAUCAAAGAAUUCACACUGGAGAAAAACCUUAUGAAUGUAACGAAUGUGGAAAAUCCUUCAAUCAGAGCUCAGCCCUCACGCAGCACCAGCGAAUCCACACUGGGGAGAAGCCUUAUGAAUGUAGUGAAUGUCAGAAAACAUUUAGGCACAGGUCAGGCCUUAUGCAACACCAGAGAACUCACACAAGAGUUUAACUCUUGAGUAAGGAUUAUACAAUUGUGUAAUACCAGGGAUUUGGUGAGGUUCCCACCAAAGUGAGAAGUCUCCUGAGAGCAGAGUUUCUGUCCUUCCAGUCUAAGUCAGUACAUGCUGUAUAAGGAGAUCCACACAAAGAUGGUUGUUGAUGUGCUGAAUGGGCACCUUCACAGUAAAGCCAGGUCUGGGGUAAAGAUCCUGAAAGAGCUCCUUAUAAGAUGGGCUGAGAGGUGGUGCCUCCAAUGGCAAGGAUCUCUGUGCAGCAAGAAGAGCGUGCAUUUGGCAGCUGGAGGCAUGUGCUGAGAGUCACUCAGUUCUCUAUUCAAUUGUUAGGCUGUGAAAUGUUGAAUCAUGCCCUGGAUCAAUUUAUAGUUCAUUCUGCCCCCUUGCCAGUUCUCUUCUCGACCCCGAGCUUCCUGAGGUCAGUUUGUUUAUUGUGUACCUGCUAUGUGCCAGCCAUCGGGGCAGACAUAGCAUUGCCCUCCCAGAGUUAAGAACUAAUGGGAUACAGAUAUUAUACAUAUGUAUGUAUGUAUAUAUAUAUAUAUAUAUGGCAAGUAAUUACAGUAAAGAGUGGUAAGUGCUUUGGUGGAAUAAUCUAGGAUUCUGUCAAAAUACAUGGCAGGGCACCUAACCUGGUCUGCAAGUUAUUGAAAUCUUCCUCAAUGUGAUGAAAUCUCUGUUGGGAAAUAAAAGGUGGGUAUAAGCCGGGUCAAGGUGAGAGGGAAGAAAACAUUACAGACAGGUUAUGGCACAUACGAAGGCAUGGAGGGAGGAUCUAGAGAUGUCUCUUCACGAGGACUUCUCUAGCAGGAAAGUGUUCAUGUAGACCCUGGUUUGGAAGCUAGGACAUGUGUUGGUUCCUCACUUCCUGUUCAUAAUCAGUGAGUUGGGUAGCUUAUCCCAGACCCAGAGUUACCUAAAGACCUUGAGGGACUCAGGACAGUUAGUGUGAUGGUAGACUUUGCUGCAUUGUAUGGAAAAAGGCAUGUAGGUACACCAAAGAAAGAAAAAAUGUUGGAGGCUAGAGGGACAGCGUCGGUGUCCCAUAACCCUAGGGCUCAGGAAAUGGGAAGCUGACAGGAGCCUGAGAGUGGGAGGUAUGCCUUCCCAGGAUUCACUAUUCCUCAUUUCCUGUCUUCUCCUUACAUCAGGCUGGAAGAUACUAAGCUACUUGAAGGCAAUGAGUACUUAUUGAAUUGCCUCCUUAGAUUCCUUAAAACUCUGUUUCUCUGUUAAUUUUUAUUUUGGCAGUUUUAAUUAGCCCACCAUUAACUGCUGAAGGCAAUUAAUAUGUAAGAGAAGGUUUGAUUUCUCUUCUAAGAUAUCCUGAUUUCCCUUCCAGAUACUGUCUCUUCUGAAGACUUGGUGAUCAAAGCUUUUGUGGGUAAUAGGGAGGUGAAAUUGGGCCAGGGUGGGGUAGGGGGGCAGUAUUUGUAUCCACAGGUUGGACGAUUUUCAUUGAGAGAGGUCAGUCAGAAUUCUGGAGAGACCCUUCAAAUGGAUGGAGUUGCUUUUCCUCUAGGUGACAAUCAGAUGAUUUCAUGUUUUAAAUUUUAUUUAAUAGUUUUUUUCUAGAUUGUGAAUUAAUUGUAAAUGUUGAUAAUCUAGAAAAUGAGAGGGGUGCCUGGGUGGCUCAGUGGGUU
This is a messenger RNA of Enhydra lutris kenyoni (northern sea otter), 5356 nucleotides long. Its product is annotated as zinc finger and SCAN domain containing 30. The coding region runs from base 2231 to 3709 and encodes 492 amino acids. Gene Ontology annotation, molecular function: RNA polymerase II cis-regulatory region sequence-specific DNA binding; DNA-binding transcription factor activity, RNA polymerase II-specific. Lineage: Eukaryota; Metazoa; Chordata; Mammalia; Carnivora; Mustelidae. The transcript has 3 exons. Gene Ontology annotation, biological process: regulation of transcription by RNA polymerase II. The record is from RefSeq and is a predicted model, not a curated record.